CUCGGUGAAGACGGCGCGCUUGGGCUGCGUAGCGGAUCCUGCAGGCUCGAAGCUUCGGUAACCAGUUCGGCGCCAUGGCGUCCCAGGGUCGUAGGCGGAGGCCGCCGCGGAGGCCCGAGACGGUGGUGCCCGGGGAGGCGGCCGAGACGGACUCGGAGCUCUCUGCGUCCUCGGAGGAGGAGGAGCUGUACCUGGGUCCCUCGGGCCCGACGCGCGGCCGCCCCACGGGGCUGCGGGUGGCCGGGGAGGCCGCGGAAACCGACUCGGACUCGGAGCCGGAGCCGACCGCCGCGCCGGGGGACCUGCCUCCGCUGGUGGUGCAGCGGGACACGGCCGGGGAGGCCUGGGCCGCGGAGGAGACCCCGGCGCCGGCCCCCGCGCGCUCGCUGCUGCAGCUCCGGCUGGCCGAGAGCCAGGCGCGGCUGGACCACGACGUGGCGGCCGCGGUGAGCGGCGUGUACCGCCGCGCGGGCCGCGACGUGGCCGCCCUGGCUAGCAGGCUUGCGGCCGCCCAGGCCGCAGGGUUGGCGGCGGCCCACAGCGUGCGCCUGGCGCGGGGGGACCUCUGCGCGCUGGCCGAGCGCCUGGACAUCGUGGCCGGCUGCCGCCUGCUGCCCGACAUCCGCGGCGUGCCGGGGACCGAACCUGAGCAAGACCCGGGACCGCGGGCCUAGCGGGAACCCACUCCCUGGCCUGGCUCUGCGCCCUGGGGGUAGUCCUUGAGGCCUCCGGGACCUGGCCCUGUUAUCCUGUGUGGUUCCCCGCGCAUCUUGCUGUCACCCUCAGGGCGAGCCUUGCCCGCUGGAUAACGCUGCGUGGUGGGGGGUGGGGGGGUGGAGAUGAUAAUAUUGUGCAGCCUGGCCCUGCCUCUAGCAUCUGGUUCCUCGCUCUGGCCCUGCCCCGUCCCUGUUCGCUGGUGCCCAGCCUGUCCCUGAGGCUUGGCUCCAGCCCCUAGUAACUAGUAGCUCCUUGAUCUUUCUCCAUCCUGGGGUCUCACGUUGCUUCACCUUUCCUUGUGCUCCGCCUGUCUUGACUUUGGUUUCUGCUCACGGGGGCUGGUCUUGCUUCUUCCCAUAGGAGCCCCAGAAUCUGGCGCAGAUUCCAUAGCAUCUUCCUUCACUCCCUUGGCUCUGCCUAGCCCCACUUCUGGAAUUUUGUCCCCCUAGGCUGGGGGCCCUUUUUCUGCUCCUCAGGUUUGGCCCUGGUUCCAUCUGCUAGUCCUUGUUCUGCUAUCUCCUAGCUUCCAGUCCUUGGGCUUAGCUCCAACCCCUGGGCCCAGUCUUGUUUCCUGAGUCCAGCUACCUUUAGGAUUAGUUUUGCUUCUUUUGCCUUUCCCAUUAUGCUUAUACUAGCUGCUUGAUCUUUAGCUUCAUAGACGCCACCCGCCCCCAUGGUUUCUUUCAUUAGGCAGAAGAUGAGGCCCCCUCCUGACCCAAGGGAGUCCUCCCAAUUUUCCAGGCCCAAGAUAGCAUCUUCUCCAGACCCUCUAGACCAAGUUGUUACAUUCUCCCCACCCUCCAAGCCAAGGUGGCAUUUUGUGUCCAAGCUCUAGAUACAGUGUGGGUCUCCUUCUGAUUCUCCAGGCUGACAGUGGCACUCUUCAGGCACUUAGGGCCUAUUACAGUCUUUCCCAGGUACUUUGGGUACCUUAUGAUGCCAAUUUGCAGAUAAGGACCACACACAUGGUGUCUGUUCCCUAGGUUGACCCCUGGAGACUACAGGGAUUUGGAUUUCUGGCUCGGCUCAGGGUCUGGGGUUAGCAGACUCUCUGCCCUCUCUUCUGCCGCCAGCCCUGGCCCCCAAGUCCCAUUCAUAUUUAUCCACCUCCCCCACUUUGUAAUCCCAACCUGAAGCUGAGAUCUGAGGCCCCCACCCCAGGAUAGAGAAGUGAGGAAGAGUGCUCUGUGCCUGUCUCAUUAAAACUCAAAACAGUUACUGCUAUGGGGAAUUUGUCUUGUCUCCCCAUCUAAGCAGGGGGUAGGUUUGUUGAUGAUUUCUCUGAGAAUGGGGCUCCCAAGAGAUCUUUCAUGCCCGGCCUAUUGAAGGGGAAACUGUAGCCGGGAAAUCGGACCCCUAGUUUUUUUUUUGCCCAGGUUCUUCGUUUACUCACAUUUUGUUAGUUCAGCACACCAUUACCGAGCACCUGUUCUGCACCUGUCCUGUGCUGGGCAUUGGGGGUACAACAGCCAGCCCAGGCCCUCACAGAGCUUACAGCCCACUGGGGGAGACAGACAUUAAUAAAAUAUUCUCCUAAAUAAAUGGACAGUUUUCAUAAUUGCAAUUUUAUACUUUAGCUGUGAU
Neomonachus schauinslandi (Hawaiian monk seal) is the source of this 2301-nucleotide messenger RNA. It is a transcript of the gene BLOC1S3, whose product is annotated as biogenesis of lysosomal organelles complex 1 subunit 3. The record is from RefSeq and is a predicted model, not a curated record. The coding region runs from base 75 to 674 and encodes 199 amino acids. The transcript is spliced from 2 exons. NCBI's taxonomy places the organism in Eukaryota, Metazoa, Chordata, Mammalia, Carnivora, Phocidae. Gene Ontology annotation, cellular component: BLOC-1 complex.